Molecule: messenger RNA, 1535 nt
Organism: Raphanus sativus (radish)
Lineage: Eukaryota; Viridiplantae; Streptophyta; Magnoliopsida; Brassicales; Brassicaceae
Exons: 5
Coding region: 530-1438 (302 amino acids)
Source: RefSeq, a predicted model, not a curated record
UAUUUUUGUUGCAAGAUAAAAAAUUUAAAUAAAUAAUUUGAUUUUGUAUAAGUUUAUAUUAGAAAGAAGAGAUUGAUAUUAGAAGUUAAAGAAUUGUGGUUAUAAAUUUUGAGGUUUGAAAUGUUAAGAAUAUUGAGGUUAAAAGGAAGAUAUGUUAUGAAUAUAUGAAGUAGAAUAUAAGAAAGAUGGGGUUUAAGGUUUGGGGUUUCGAUUUUAGAGGUUUAGAAAAUAACCUCGUUAAUAACUCGUAACUUACGAGGCUUUUACGAGGAACAGAAAGACGGGCCUCGCUAUUUCAUCGUUUGAUUUGGGACGGGCCUCGCAAUUUCCUCGUAAGGUUACGUGGUUUUUACGAGGAACAAAAAGAUGGGCCUUUUUAAUUCCUCGUAACCUUACGAGGAAAUUGCGAGACCUUCGUAAGUUAUAUAUACAACCGCACAAACCUCACACUCUCCAUUCCUCCCAACUUCCUCUCCAUUUCCUCCCCAUUUCGUCUCCAACUCCUCUCCCAUUCCUCUCUCCUCCGAAAAUGGUUCGCAAGCACUUGCUUACUGCUCACUACAUGGAGAUGUUCGGUGAGCCUGGUAGUCAGUUAGACCCGCCAGGUUCUUCUUCAGGUGCCGGCGGUUCAGGUUCUUCGGAUCAGGAGUCUGUUCCCGAGACUCAGCAUUUCUUCCCUCCGAUGCCUCCUCCGAUGGAUCAUCCGAUGCCUCCUCCGAUGGCUCAGCCGAUGGCUCCUCCGAUGGCUCCUCCGGUGCCUCCUCCGAUGGCUCCUCCUGAGAUCCCCGCCGCUGUUCAUUCCGAUCUCAUGGUGCCACCUACUGUUCCCUUCUCGCAGUACACUGUCGAGGAUAUUCUCGGUAUGCCAGGCAGAGCUGGUUUACCAAUCAUAUACCCCGACAGACCCGACGGGACUAUGUGGUUUGGGGUUGACAAUUGCCUUGCGACAGAUGUAACCGAGACGAUUAAAGGUUACUUCUCCAUGGCGCAUCCAAACUGGAAAUUGACGCCGAUCUACAUCCGAAAGACGUGGUUCAAGAUUUACGCUCAAAAGUAUCAUUGGUCCAUCGGGGUCAGUGAGAGAGUGAGGAAGGCGUUUUACGAGAAGGCGCAAGUUUGCUUGUCGGACACGGUUUGCAACUGGAAGGGUGCCUGGAUCGUCAAGGGGUACACCCGUGGCAAACCCGCUGAGCUUACCACGGAUGUUUGGGACGGCCUCAUCCGUUACUGGAAGGAUCCCAACUCCAUUAGGAUCGCAAACAUUUGUGCUGCCACCCGUAACACGGUAGACGAGCACGGUAACGGCCCGAUGCAACACUCUACGGGCCAAAAACCCAUGCCGGUGUCCGUUUGCAAAUGGCCAAAGAGUUGGGACGUCUCCCGACUCUUCCGGAACUUUACGAGCGGACCCACAAGAACAAGGCGGGCCAGUUUUUAGAUGGCAAGUCCGAGCAAAUCUACAACGACGUAAUUGCUCGGGUUGAGGAGCGCCAGACUCAGCUGACCCAGCAGUCCGCCGACGGAUUACCCGUUAC